AUGGAAGAACCUGUGGAUCUUGUUGAAACACAAGAAGAUUCAAUCCCAAUAUCAGCACCUCAACCCCACCAGCUAACCAUCAUGCCGGGUGGCACUAUGUAUUGGAUACCACACUGUGAUGAUGCACUUAGGCCCUUCAAAGGGCAGAGAUUUCAAGGGCUUAACAAGGCAUCUGUUUUCUAUAAUACGUAUGCUUCUACGGUUGGUUUUGAUGUUCGCCACAACACAUUGGUUAAGGCGAGAGAUAAGACUGUGCUUUGGAAAUAUUUAGUGUGUUUAAGAGAGGGCUACAAACACCACACAAACACAGACCAAUCAGUGUGUCCGCAAAGGGGCAGGGUAUCCAACCGAGUGAGUUGCAAUGCCCGGAUUGUGCUUCGAGUUGAUGGACUCAACAACUAUGUUGUUUAA
Molecule: messenger RNA, 411 nt
Organism: Striga asiatica
Lineage: Eukaryota; Viridiplantae; Streptophyta; Magnoliopsida; Lamiales; Orobanchaceae
Source: the annotation of a GenBank genome assembly